Strongylocentrotus purpuratus (purple sea urchin) is the source of this 762-nucleotide messenger RNA. RefSeq lists its product as uncharacterized. NCBI's taxonomy places the organism in Eukaryota, Metazoa, Echinodermata, Echinoidea, Camarodonta, Strongylocentrotidae. Bases 359 to 664 code for a protein of 101 amino acids. The transcript is spliced from 4 exons. The record is from RefSeq and is a predicted model, not a curated record.
AGCUAGCAUAUAGCUGCAUGAUAUAAGCAGCUAAUUCGACUUGUGUCACGCGCAUGCGUAAUACUACUAGUAUCUUUGCAGCUCAGUCAUGAAUACUCAUGAUGCGUAUACCUCUGAACCAAUCAGGUAGGAUUUUACGCUCAUAGGUAAAACUGUUUGGGAAAAAAAAUCGCCGCCCGGCCUGGCCUCUUCAUACGCUACUAUUGGAAAGCCAUAAAACCACCAGUAUCCUCAGCUUGGAGUCAAAGCUGUUGAUACGGGCAAACCAGAACGUCAUACACUGAGCAGCACAAAGGGUGGCCGUUUGCAAGACUCUAAAGACUCUCUACAAAUACAGUAAACCAUUGAAUCGUUAAUCAUGUUGGCAGUUUGUCUCCUCACUUUCAUCGCGAUGUCGAUUACCGCAGUCCCGGCCACGACCCCGACCACGACCCCACAGCCUCCUAAUGGAAUUCCCAAAUGUGCAAUCUACGAGUGCCCCGUCUAUACUACAUUAGAAGAAAUUGGUUCAGAUAUGUGGAAGAGACGGAUGGAACAAAGUGCAUGGGUGCAUAAGGUCGCUCCAACCUGCGACCGAACUGAAGCAAUAGGUUUAGUCGUAGGUGACCUCGAUGCCUACCUUGAAGGACUCUGGGAUUCAGCUACUGCACUUGGAUGCUUUUGAGCUCUACGGCAUCACCUUUCUUGGGCCCAAUCACAAUGAGGUGGAGCAAUACGAAAAGCUUCGUAAAUACCUCGACGAGCAGGGCAUUCUAUACUAUG